Jaculus jaculus (lesser Egyptian jerboa) is the source of this 1716-nucleotide messenger RNA. RefSeq names its product chromosome 7 C14orf119 homolog (gene C7H14orf119). The transcript has 2 exons. NCBI's taxonomy places the organism in Eukaryota, Metazoa, Chordata, Mammalia, Rodentia, Dipodidae. Bases 740 to 1204 code for a protein of 154 amino acids. The record is from RefSeq and is a predicted model, not a curated record.
GCGGGUCUGGAGGCUCGCGCUGGCGGCCUGAGAGCUCGCGCCAAGCCCGGACACUGCGCCUGCGCCGCGGCGGAGACUCGUCUCUACCGGGUCCGCUCCCCUCCGACACCCCGGUAAUGCCGACUUCUCACCCCUUUGAGCCGCUUGACCAGGGCACUCUUCUGCCCGCUUUUGGCUAGGCCUCGCUGCUCCAAUGCGGCCUUCAGGUCGGUCACCCGCAGAGCCUGAAGAGGCUUCCCGUCCAGAGUCACCUCCUCCAGCUCCGCCAUCUUGCGUGAGGUACUCGGGUCCGUCCCGACGGCUUCGGGCAUCUUCGGUAAUUUCCGCCAACGCCCUUCUAACGAACCGAGCUGAUCCCGCCCACUGCCAUAAGUCCACCCCACCGUUACCACUCAGAAUGCCCCGGGUUCCUCCGGAACUGCUCGAGUAUUUCCGCCUCCACAUCGGCACCAAUCGGUUCUUUCCAUCUGCCCUUCAGCCGCCCCUCCCACCUUGCUUUCAGGCUCGGUUAUCUUCGUCUUGCCGAGGCUAUGAAUCGAAUCUAUUCGGAAAACUUCGACUCUGGCAUAACCAUAAUCGGAGACAUUCGGUUAUCUCCGGGUCUGGAGUGGAGGAGCUAGGGCACUUGGGUGUUUGGGCCUGGUUCAAGACCGGAAGUGCGUGGGUUGCCAGGCUGGCUUUGCUUAGGGUUUUCAGGAAACAUGGAAGCUGCUGCCCUAGCCGGAGUUGAAAGACUCUUAUGAUCUCUGGACGUCUUCUGAGAGGAAAGGGGAGGAUGUCACUGGAAUCAUCUUCCUCUUCACUAUCACCAUCCUUCCCUUCUCCAUUACCCUCAGUACCAGACAGUAUUAGCAAUUCUUCCCCUCCUCCCAUGUCUUACAUCACUUCCCAGGAAAUGAAAUGUAUUCUUCACUGGUUUGCCAGUUGGUCAGCUCCCCAGCGUGAAUGUUUUCUACAGGACCUGGUAGCUAAAGCAGUGCCAGGAAAACUACAGCCCCUGGUGGAUGGUCUAGAGCAGCUUAGUGUGUCUGGGCCAAAUCGACCACCUUGCAUAUUUGAGUGCCAGCUCCGUCUUUGGGAUCAGUGGUUUCGAGGUUGGGCUGAACAAGAGCGCAAUGAAUUUGUCAGGCAGCUGGAGGUCAGUGAGCCAGACUUUGUGGCAAAGUUUUACCAAGCAGUGGCUGCUACAGCUGGAAAGGAUUGAUCAAGAAAGUAACCACAGCUAAUUGAACCAAGGACAUGGCUGCAGUGAGAACUCAAUGGAGAUGUGUUGCUUAAAGAUUUAGGGGGUGGCAUGAUCUGACUGAACUUGCUGAUGAACACAGGCAUCGUUUUUUCAGCAUAACAAUGGUAUAUCAGGUGGACUCCUUGUGUCAACAUAAUCCAUGUAAGCAAAUCCUGAUUGUGUCAGGCACCUUCAUUGCAUUUUUCCAAGGACUGUUGAAACUUCAAGAAUUUGACCACUUUGCAACUAUAAUCAAAAGGAACCUACCCUUUAUAACUGAAGCCUACUGUUGGCCCAUGGAGGCUAUAAAUUAGAACUUUCCUUUCUCAGAAAUAGGAGAGAACAAUAAGAAGCAUUUUUAUAUUUUAUUAGAUUCAGGUGGCUGGCUUAAUCACCCUUAUCGUACUCUAGCAUGAUUAUGUGACAUCCCAACUACUGGGUUUCCCAGUGAAGACUUAAUAAAAUUAAAGUAGAUCAAAGAAAGAAGAUAA